AACCUAGAUAUAGAUCUUUGAUCGCAAACGCAGUGAUCUGUUAUAAAUAAAUGACCUCAUAAUAAAGACUGUAAGUGGCAAAGAAUUAUGUUGGUCGUUAUCUCAUAAAUUUGAGUAUCGACUACCUUGUACGGAAGCAGACGUCAGAGCAAGGAAUGAGUGUACUCCUCUGGAAGUGAUCUGGGUCAUGAAACUCUCUCCCACUUCGAGGCCGUCGCCUGCUAAGCACAAGGGGGAACAACUGAGAUCAACGGAGGCCACUAUGGCCACCAGUGCAAUAAACAACUCGGCCCUGGUCUCGGUCAAUGGAUCAGAGACAGCGGUGGAUGUCGCCGGAAGUGAAUAUCUUUGGUUUCAGUCUGUGUACCUCGGCUACUUGUGGACGGCUCUGGUCAUCGGCCUUCCUGGGAACAUCUUGAUCGCUGUGGUGUACAUGACAGUCCAGCAGAAGCGAACCUCCGACUGGUUCAUCUUCUUCCUCUCCGUCUACGACUGCGCAGUUUGCGUGUUCGCAGUCCCGCUGUACCUCAGCAUUGAGACGGGGGCCUGGGUGGACACCGGAAGCGACCUGGCCUGCAAGAUAGAACAGUUCAUCAUCUCCACAGCUCAAGUGUCGUCCGUGUCCAUUUUGGGCAUUAUCGCAGUGGACAGAUACCUGAAGAUUUGUCUGCCCACAAGGAAGUCACUCAACGCCACGCAGGCAAGAAAUAUCGGCAUCUGUACGCCCCUCUUCUCAGCCCUGGUCGCCGCCCCUGCUUUGGUUUGGGACGGGAACGUGGAACACAAGUUUUGUCGUCUGCAGGAACAUUACAAGAACACUUUAGGGGUCAAGGUUCACAGGUGUCUUAUCUUCGGGUUUUUCCUUUGCAUGUUUUUCCUGGUCAUCUUCUGCUACCUGCACGUGUCCAUCGUGGUCAAAAGGCGCGUGCAGCGACACAAAGAGAACGCCAUGAAGCGGAAGCACCUGAUGCAAAUCCCAGCAUUCCUCCAGGCCAUCUCCAACGUGGACGACGAGGCGGCCGCCAUCAAGGCUCAGCGCAGCAAGAGAAAGUUCUCCUUAUUCAGCCUCGGCAGCAGUCGUCGCCUGUCCGCCAUCUCGCCCUGGAUCAAAGCGAGGCUCAGCCUCCCGAGCGAGAACGUCAGUUCCGGCAUGGGGCUCCCCCUGGAGAAGAUGGAGCCCGAAUCGAAAGAGAGUCUCGCGGAAAGCAAGAAGAAGCUGGACAAAGUGCUACAACGAAAGAGUAAGUCGAUGGAGAUCAACCCCAAAGAUAAAAAAGAAGGCAGCAGUCAUGAAUCAAUCAAAGGCAGAGCUAUGGGCUAUCACCUUAUUAAACAAAGAACCGAGGCAGAAUCGUCUUCGGAACUCGAAUCCAAUACUCAGCAGAAAAAACUGAAAGACAAUGUAUCCAAAAGUACGAGCAUAUUGACAGCCUAUCAAAACGAUUCUGUAGCAAAUGUGAUUGAGGAUUGUGCUCAAAAACACUCGGACCCUAUGGCAUGCAAAUCCCACCAUAAUAUAUCUGAUUUGAAAGAGCCGGGGUCUAAACUAUCAACAACGAAAGUUCAGCAGUACGAUCAACUGGCAACUAUUCCGAUAAUUAUCCACUCAGAAGACGGAUCUUACAACGCUCCCGACACCAGCAGCCACGCGGCUGCUAACAAAUCUGCAUUGAAAACCUGCGUUUGCCAAAAACUCUCAGGCGACAGACAGUGUGUUUCUUUGCCCCAGAAUAUCAGCAAAAGAGUAACAGAAGAAUCGCACAAACAUGGCACAGAGUUGUCAAGAUUGAGAAACCAAAAUGCCAAAUCCAAGACCAAAUCCAACGAACGUUCUGUCUUGUCGCUUGAAAAGCGAGCUGGAAGAUUACAGAAAAGCCACCACGCAGACGAGACUAGGAAAUGCAAAGCCGCACCUCGAGCGCACGAACUGCGGAGAAAAAGCGAAAACUUAUCCACGUGUCAUCGCAGCCAGUUCAGGUGUGGCUUCUGCCAGGCCGGAAGCUCUCGGAUAAAGCCUUUCAAAUCUCUUACUCAUUUGCAUAACACGCACCAGUUGGCGUGCUCAAAUUGCGUGUCAGAAGAGCGCAUCGCGCCGAAAACGAGAUCCGACUUCGACCUCUUAAAACUUUUCAACAAAAUUCCUGAAGAAUCGGAUUCGGAAUCGGCGCGACUAGAGCAUGUCAAGAAACUAGAUACCUUGCAUAUGACAUCGGAGGAGAGUAUCGAUCCCUUAGACUUCAAAGCCAACGAUAUUUCUCCCGAGAGCACUUUUAAGUUUUGCCGGUGUUGCAUGAUUCUAAGUAAUCGCUGUCAACCCAAACGAGAGUCGGUAAAUAAAAUUACGGAGUAUCGACUUUCACAGGAUCGAUCCUAUGACCUGGCCUUAUCAAAUUUGGACCAAGCCUGUGGAGUUUCGUCGAAUCAAAAUUAUGUCAAGGACGAUGCUAACGAUGGAAUAGAGGACGUCACUUCCUGUACGACAGCGUUGCUCUCUGAAUCCUAUGACAAACUCAAACUUGGCGAAGAUCUCGCGAGAAGAAAAUCUCGCGGUAAUCUCAAAGCCUUCAAAUCUCGUAGAGACGAGAUUCGCGUGAUACGAGACGAGAUCGAUGCGGCAGACGAUGUGACGGAAAGCUUGCUGGACAAUCAUCAUCAGAUUUCGCCUUCAGCGUCAAUCGCACAGGGUCACGACCUUUUUCAGCGCCCCGUCAAUGUAAAUCAGACUUGUCGCGUUCUAUCAACUGCGCGUGGCGACGCCCACGUGACCAACUCAGUCAUCAGAAAGGGAAGAAGGAGGCUAUCCCAUCAGGCAUCUUUUGAUGACGCAACAAUUUUCGCAGAAUACGCAGUGGAAGAAGAGCUUGUGAGCGAUUUGAAAUCACCGGAAAUUUCCGCUCCUCAAGCGGUGUGCACCAAACGGAGCUCGAGAGAACACGCGCGUGACGAAUCGUUUGGCUCGGCAGACACCGGAAUAGAAGGGACAGCGUGUUCAGUGCUUAAAGCUGUUCAGACCGAGAAUGGAAAUUAUGAGAACCCGCCUACAGAGGGUGGAGACAGACAGCGCUUAAAAACCAAACCAGACGCCACGCAUAAAAAGGAUUCAUUUCACGCCGAUAAAGCCGUUGUCUCCAGUCCCCAGGGGCGCCCUCUCACAUCAGCUGUAACAUAUGAGCGACACGGCGACAAACAUUGUCCGUAUUGCGAGACGUCGAAGGGGGACAACUGCUUGGGGGGAAUGGAAACAGCUUUGAACGACCCCGCGGGAGAGUUUAGUCCCUUUACUGGGUCUCAAAGCGAGGAAGUUAAUUGCCGGGGCGAGUCUAAGUAUAGAGGUGACCUCACCGAAUGUUUACGUAAUCCAGCACCCACUUGUGGCCUCUGCGGUAUAAGUGAUCGAUCCUCGGACUCGACUUCUGCCAACCACUGCCUAAAAGAGUCAUUUGACCUAAUUAGUCCUGCCAACACCUGCCAGGGGUCGACCAUGCCUGGACGCGAAAUGGACAAAUUAUUGAAUGGCACGCAUUCAGCCACGCACAAACCCCACCUCUCAGCGCGCACACACGACACACCCACACACGCAGCAAAUCAACGAGCAAGAGAGAUAGCUCAGUUUUCUUUCCGUCAGCAGAAGUUAAAAAGUAAAGACUGCUUAUGUCAUCAAUUAGAAGGUCAUUUUACAAAUUUCGAAGGUAAUGUCCAAUUACCGAGUUUCCCUGCUUUGAACCGAGAUACAAAACAGACUUUAUCAGAUGCUAACGUGGGCUGUGUAUUUAACCCAACUCCCAGCCGCCCUACAAAUCAAAGCAACGACACAAGAGAUCAUAAAAUGUUCGAUGCUGAUAAGGAAUCAAUCAUCGGCGGCCUCUCACACAAUGACACGAAGCCAGGCUCGCUUUACGGUAACGGAAAACUCGAUACACGGCAACUCCUGGAGAGUGACACCACAGGGGAGUGCGACCUCGUAUCGUCCAGGGCGUCCGGUACCAAUGUAUCAUUAUUGAGCCCCAGCGUCACAUUAGCACAGACGAUUGCGUCCCCGAGCAGUGGCGCUGUCACGGAGGGGGCAGCCGUAAAUCAACGGUUUAUCGAGUCUGGCAUGGUUCAGGGGGAAUUCAUUAGUGUGUCGCCGAGUGGGUUUGAUUCAGAUCGACGUUUGGAGAAACCGUCACAUGGGAGUGACCCGGUGUUUUCUUGCGAUGGGCACAACGGCUUCUCAUCUCAUCGGCUUGUCGGCCCCGAUACGCCGCUGACGUCGUGUGAGUGUGUAAUUCAAAACUUGAAACCAUCACCGGAAACGACGCAAGGGUGUUAUGAUAGUGUUCCACCUCGUGACGUCAUUGGAGGGAUCGGUGUCAGGGAGCUUGACGGGGAUGUGAAUCAGUUCUACAACGACAGGGGCGGAGAAUUGCACUCUCAGCAUGAUACUUUCAUUGAAUGUGCAGAUAAGCAUCUUGAAAGCAAUCAGCGCCCAUGGUGUGCUAUGCCAGCAGAAGAUAACGCUGAUUCAAUCAUUUCAAAUACAAACAAUUGGUCCUGCCCUAUCUGCAAAAAACCUAAUCUCCUGCUCAGUUCGUCAAUAUUCAUCUCUGACGUAAGGUCAUGUGACCUUUGUUUACUCUCUUGUUUGCGCGGGGUCUGCUCCGCCCCAUCCCUCGCACGCUGCGCACAAACUCUUCGCCAUAAGGGGCGCAUGGAUUCAAUCAGCAAUAUUACCUCCCUAGUGGUGGCCCCGCUCAUCACACAUGGCAGCAAACACGGAGUUCCCUACGACGCCCUUACUUUGUAA
This is a messenger RNA of Biomphalaria glabrata, 4786 nucleotides long. RefSeq lists its product as uncharacterized. Lineage: Eukaryota; Metazoa; Mollusca; Gastropoda; Planorbidae. Gene Ontology annotation, cellular component: membrane. Gene Ontology annotation, molecular function: G protein-coupled receptor activity. Bases 188 to 4786 code for a protein of 1532 amino acids. Gene Ontology annotation, biological process: G protein-coupled receptor signaling pathway. The record is from RefSeq and is a predicted model, not a curated record. The transcript has 5 exons.